Zychaea mexicana is the source of this 1578-nucleotide messenger RNA. RefSeq names its product kinase-like domain-containing protein. Bases 1 to 1578 code for a protein of 525 amino acids. The transcript is spliced from 5 exons. NCBI's taxonomy places the organism in Eukaryota, Fungi, Mucoromycota, Mucoromycetes, Mucorales, Lichtheimiaceae. Gene Ontology annotation, biological process: protein phosphorylation; mitotic DNA damage checkpoint signaling. The record is from RefSeq and is a predicted model, not a curated record. Gene Ontology annotation, molecular function: protein serine/threonine kinase activity; ATP binding. Gene Ontology annotation, cellular component: nucleus.
AUGGCAUCCAGAUUGGUUGAAGAGGAACGACAACGAAAGGUUCGAUUACCCGCAUAUCCUGGAUUGGAGCAAUACGAAAUCAUCAAGAAGCUGGGAGACGGCGCAUUCUCGAAUGUCUACAAGGCGCGCGAUAUCCGAACUGGGCGGAAAGUGGCGAUUAAGGUUGUGCGCAAACAUGAUCCCGAUAGCCAUCUCCACCCAAGUAUGAAGAAAAAGCCAAGAGCUACAGAGAGAGCAAACAUCCUCAAGGAGGUCCAAAUCAUGCACAAUGUUAAGCAUGACAAUAUUGUUCAGUUGAUACAGUUCACUGAAUCCAAGGAGCACUACUACCUUGUCCUUGAGCUCUGUGAAGGCGGCGAACUAUUCCACCGUAUUGUUAAACUGACGUAUUUCAGCGAAGCCCUUGCACGUCACGUCAUUACGCAGGUAGCACAUGCUGUUCGCCAUCUCCAUGAAUGCGGUGUCGUCCACCGCGAUAUCAAACCAGAAAACAUCUUGUUCGAUCCAAUUGCGUACAUUCCAUCCUCGCCACACCGUCGAGCCGGACAUGGUUUCGAUGAAAACAAGGAAGACGAAGGAGUUUUUGUCAGAAAUGUUGGUGGAGGAGGCAUCGGCAACGUUAAACUUGCCGACUUUGGACUGUCCAAGGUGAUCUACAAUUCAUCAACUUGGACGCCCUGCGGAACGGUCGGAUACACAGCACCCGAGAUCGUGCGCGAUCAGCGUUAUUCGAAGGCGGUGGACAUGUGGGCCCUUGGCUGUGUACUGUACACCAUGCUGUGUGGCUUCCCGCCAUUCUAUGACGAAUCGAUCCAUGCACUGACCGACAAAGUUGCCCACGGACAAUAUGCCUUCUUAAGCCCAUGGUGGGAUCCCAUUUCCGAUGCUGCCAAGGAUCUGAUCACUCGACUUUUGUGUAUCGAUCCCAACGAGCGCUAUACGAUUGAACAGUUUUUGGAACACCCAUGGGUUACCGAGAAACCACUCAAACCUAGCAAUAUGCCUGGAAACGGUCGCUCGUCAACCGAGUUUUCUUUCCAGAGCCGGGUUUCUGCGGCAACUUCCAAUUCCACAGUCAGUGACUUUGACUCGCCCCAGUCAACUGGAAGGCGGAAGGAUGCGUUUUCACCAGGCGUGCCAUCCAUCAAGGAAAUACUUGACAUUACGUAUGCAGUGCAGCGCAUGGGCGAAGAGAGAACUUGGAGAGGUACUUCACGCGGUGGUAAUGGUAGCAGCAACACUAUCCCCAACAACUAUCCUGGUGCAUUUGAUGAAGGCGAAGAAGACGAUGAUGAUGCAUUACUUGCUGAAAAUGCAGAAAGGCUUAUUGCCAUGAAUAAGGGAAUGCAACGAUCCAACCCCAUGACUGAGCAGCAGCCCAUACGGCAACCACCAUCCCAACAGCAGCAGCAGAAGCAGAAGCAGCAGAAGCAACAACAACAACAACAACAGAGGCAGCGCAUGAAGGAUCAAGUCAAGCGUCAUAAGCCCGCUGCAUUUGAGCUCAACAUGGACAACGCUACAAUCCUCAAGAACAGGCGCCAUCCACACCCACCUGGCCCAGCAGUCGCUUGUUGA